Caenorhabditis angaria is the source of this 8127-nucleotide messenger RNA. NCBI's taxonomy places the organism in Eukaryota, Metazoa, Nematoda, Chromadorea, Rhabditida, Rhabditidae. The record is from the annotation of a GenBank genome assembly.
AUGGCAGCUGGUUUUUGGCAGGAUAAAAGUGAGUUUUUUGGGGUUUUUUGCGAAAAAUUGGGUUGAAUUUGGAAAUAAUUGGGUACUUUUAUAUGCUAGAGUAAAUUUUUGAGAUAAAACGUGAAACAUUCGAGAAUACUUGCAGUUUGGAGUACUGUAGGUGAGAAAAUUUGUGAUUUUUCGAUAUAAAUAUAGGACUACAGUAAUCUUUGCAGUUUAGGCGAAGUAAUUUUUCGCGUUCAGUAGAGCACACUUGAAUCAUUAUUAAAAAUAAAUUUGAAAAUCCAUUUUUGUAGGUCGUGGAAGUGUGGCUUUUGCUCCACCAGUCAUUGAUAUAAUUCCUGAUAUUGAUGAAGGUUUGUUGUUUUCAUUUUAUUUUAUUUUUUAAACCCCUUUUUCCAAAAAAAGUAUCUAUAAACAUUCCAAUCUAGAUUCCUUUUUCCCUCUUCUCAUUUUUUCUCUAAUCCUCUCCUCCCACACACUAUUUCCUCUCUUCUGUCUCAUGUCAAAAAUUCGCCCCAUGGGACAAAUCGACUUUUCGCCCUUUUUCACAAACUUUUUUUUGUCUAGUGUUACUACUAGGAAGUAAUAGUAAUGCGCCUUUAAAUAAUAUACAGUAAUCCUUUUUCUGACACAUAAUCAAUCUUUUUUCGGAUUAUUUUUCAAUCUUUGAAAAAUAGUGUUUUUUUUCGCGUUUCCUUUUUUCAGAAAUCAAAGUGUUCCAUCUUUUUCUUGUUUUUUUUUUCUGGAAAUUUUCUGUCAUUUUCAGGCUCUUUCAAAAUAUAUUAUAAUGAAAAAAGCCAUUUUCGACCCAUUUUCACUUUUUCUUUUUUUCUGAUGCACUUUGCACAUUUAAAACAAAUAAUGUAGUCCCAAAAAAAAAAAACUUCUCAUCUUUCAACUACAGUAUUUUCCAUUUUUUUUUCUUCACAUUUUUUCCUAGAAGAUGUCUGCAGUACAAUUUUUGUUUAUUUAUUUUAAAAAUCCAGAUGUUUCUUUGUAUACCGUAGUUCUUGGUUUAUAUUUCGAUUUCAAAAAAAAACCAAGAAAAGCCAAAAGCAAUUAAUCUUGCCUACAUUUUUUUUUGGUUUUCCCUCACUUUUUCUCGCCCCAAUGUUAUCUUUGCAAUUCUGACCAGCCGAAAAACGUGCAGUCUUGUCCGAGUGGUUAAGGAGAUUGACUAGAAAUCAAUUGGGCUUUGCCCGCGUAGGUUCGAAUCCUGCAGACUGCGAACAGUUUUUUGUUUUUUUUCUUUCUCAAAGCUUGAAAAAUGUUUCUCGCGGGACGUUUUUUAUUCAAAAAAUAGAGAAAAAAGCAAAAAACCAAGUGAUGAUGAUGUUGAAUAAUUUGUCUUCUUUGUUUCGGUCUGCUCUCGCUUUUUUGUUGCACAUAAAAGACGCAAACUUUUGCCGCUUCCUAAUCAGGUUAUACCACACGGCCAGUUUCUUUUUGUUGUUGUUUCUGGUCUCAUAUAUAUUUGUGUAUGGAAUUUUUUUUUUUGGAAACAAAAAGUUUCAAAUUUCACCCAGGUUGAGUUGUAGAUUUUUUGUGUUGUUUCAAUUUUUGCAAAAAGUUUUCUCACUUUUAACUUGGAACCUAAAAAAAUUGAGGAUGAUUUUUAGUCGCUUGGUGAAAGUUCAAAAAUGAAUUCUCAAAAAUCAAGAUGAAGCCUAUUUAUAGAUUUAACAAAUCCUAGACCCGCAAAUGUAAAUCGCUGUAGAUCACGCGCGGUUCUAAUAUUUUGUCGUCUUUUUCGCUCUCAUCGAUUUCCUUUUGACAUGUUGUUUAUAAUUUAUUGUCCUGCAACAUUCUGAAUCUGAAAAUCUCAAUAUUUUUAAAAAUUAUAACUUUUUUUUUAGUUAUUCAAUUAAUUUAUCUAAUUUCUCUCAGAUGCCACGUCAUCUUCUCCGAUGACUUCUUCAUUUUCACGUGGAUAUCAACGAGUUCGUGAUGUGGGUGGAGGAAGUGGAUUGACAGCAGAAAAUGAAGGUUUUGAUGGUGUAUAUUAUGAUAAUAAUAUUGACUAUGAUGAAAAUGAGCAAGCAAGACAGGCUCUUAUUCGAAAUCAAUAUGGGGAUUAUGGUGAGCAGUUACAAAAUUUUUUUAGAGUUGGGAAAUAUGGGUCUGUCAAUUUAUUUAUUUUAUAAAAAAUUGUAUUUUUAAAAUUAAGUUCAAGGCUGGCUUUAUUUCAAAAUUAAUUAUAAAACUGUACUUUUUUUCCAGUCCCAAAUUCUGACCAAUUUUCAAAUAUUUUCGAAUUAAUUGUGAAUCAAAGUUAUUAUUAUUAAAUACAAAAGUCAAUUUUUCUAGAAAAAAAACUUGUUUUUCAAACUUCACUUCAUUUUCUACAAGAUCUUUCGGAUCCGAUAAUUUUUGGUUUUUAGUACCACUUGUAACAAAAAAGGCGCAUCUUCCUCUUAAUGUGUUGAUAAAUCGUUCUUUUUUUCGGGAGGAGAAAAAUGCGAUCCCUUGGGAGUUUCUCCACCCAUGUUUUAUACGAUUUAUUAUGAAUCGAAAAAUAGACGGGAAGAAGGGAGAAAAGUUUGAAGGGAAAAAACUAGAGAAAGUUUAGAUUUUCUUUGAAAUCUAGGAAUUUUACUGCAAAAUAAGAUGUAUGAAAUUACUGUAGCUUGUUUGGUCAAAAAAUAUUUUGGGAAGCUGUUCAGAAUAUAUUUUUUCUAGAAAGUGAACUACAGUAGUCUACAACUUCAGGAUUUUGUAAAAAUAAUGGUUCGAAAAUAUUCAGAAAGUUCACAAAACUAACGCUUUCCUCCCAAUUUUUUUGAAAAACAUUCAAAUUCAUAGAAAAAAAUUCCUAAAUUUGUACUUUUUUUCAGCUUCCACCUAUCAUCACGACGGAGUUGAUUAUGAAUGUGGAACUGGCGAAGAAGAAGAAGACGAUGAUGAAGAUGAAAGUUAUGACGAAUUGGAAAGACACGAACUGCGAGAUCGAUUAGGUGAAAUUCCCGAAGGUUUUCAUCGAAGACAAAGACGAGUGAGUGUUUCAUGGAGCAGGGAACCUUUUUAUUUUUGAAAACAAUGAACUUUGAAUUUUUUGCAUGGAAUGGUUUGGCUUACAAAUUUAUAUUUUUCAAACCUGGAAUCUGUAACUUGAAGUUAAACUUUAAACCAAAUAAGAGCUUGAAAUUUGAAAAAUAAAAAUCCUUUAUUGCUCAGGUUAGGUUUCUGUAUUUCUAAAAAAUUAUAUAUAUUGCUCAGGUUAACUUCUAUUUGUUUCAAUUUAAAAUUUUCAAAAUUGUCUGUAAUAAUAAGGUCGAGAUUGUCAAGAAUUUCCAAAGUUCCACAUUCCGAAAAAUUUUCGGAAAACCCGAAAAAAUCCAUUUUUUUGCUUUUCUCAUGGUGAUAGCUGUCCAUCAAAAAGUGUUAGUUUUGGGCACCAACCAAAAAAAUUCGCCACUUUUUCAAUUUCAACUUUUUUCUUCGCACGGCCCCUCAUUUUUUGUCUGUUUGGUGGCUGAGUAAGUAAACGGGUUUGAUGGAUGGAAUUUUUUGGAAUUUCCAAAUUUUUUAUCACAACUUCUUCCGAACAUCGAAAUUUGAUGAAAAAUGAGAGAAAUGAGGAAGAAGAAAAUGUUGAUGAAGAAAACGAAAAUGAAGAAGAAUUGUAUGAUAAUUUUGAGAUUCUUGACAAUUUUCGACCGAAAUUACGAAGACGGGUUGGUUUUUUGAAAGAUUUUGAAAAUAUUUUUUUAGAGUUUUCAUUUGAGCACAUAAAACAUGAACAUUUAAACUUUAUUUUUAGCGGAUUCUAAUAUUAAUCCUGUUAUAAAAUAUCAAAAAUAAUUUUUUUGGAAUUUCCUGGCACAUUUUUUUCCCAGAUAUCUUAAGCUAGAAGCAUAAUUUUUCAGAUUUUCAGGUUCAAAAUUCUCAAGUUUUUAUAAUAUUCAAUAGCAUGAUUUGUAUUUUUCUAUCCCUUUGUUAUUUUUUUUCCCGAAUUUUUGCUUGGCUCAUUUUCAGGAAGCUCUUUAUGGCGAAGAAGUUACACGAGCUGGUUUAGGACGUGCUGAAUAUUAUGAAGAUAGUCAACUUAUUCAUAAUUGUGAGAAGGUUUGUACUUACCAAAUUAAUUGAGAGUAAUUUUUAAAAAAUCCUAUAAAGCCCGAAAAGAAAAGCGUGGAAAAAUGUCCAUAUGCUCAUCGGAAACAGAAAAAAACUCCAAAAAUCAUCAUCGGUGAUGAUUUUGAUUUUGAGAUUAGUCUCAUUUCAGCGUUUGGCGUGAGUUUGAGAUUUCUGCGAAUUUCUCCGCAUGAUUUUGAAUUGUACCUUUUACCUUUCACUUUCCCUUGAUUUUUUUCAUAGCACUUUUCCUUAAUUAUUUUUCUAACAAACUUUCAACAUUGAUUUUUGACGAAAUGUGGCUAUUCUGAGAUGAAAUGAGUUAUGACGUGGCAAAUCAACUCUACAGUAAGCCGAAAAUCAUUGAGGCUUAAUUUAUUUAAAUUCUGCCACGUUAUAACUCACGUUAACCAGAAAACUUUCAGAAGUCUCACAUUUUGUCAAAAAAAGUUUUGGUUUCAAAAUUGUUCAAAACUUGAUAUUUUUCUAGAGUGGACAUGAAGAAAUGGAUGAAAGUGAAGAAGAAACCAAAGAUGAAGAUGAAGAAGAAGAAGAAACUGGAAUUCGAAAGGUAAGAAAUGACCUACAGUUCGCUGCGAGACCCAGAAAUUGGGUACUUUUGGGUCUUGUAGCGAUACACCUGAAUACUGUACUUUAGACAAUUUAUUUUUCCAGUACGCGAAGUUAAUCUUGCCACACGUGGCUUUGGUUUUGCUAACAUGUGCCUAUACAGUUCUCGGAGCAUCAAUAUUUUAUAGUGUUGAAAGACCGUAUGAACAAAAAUCGAAAUUGGAACAGGUUAGUAUGAAAUGAAUAAAUGAAUAAGAACCUCAAAGAUUGAAUUUGUCAAACAUGUUUAUUCAUUCAUUUUUUUUGUUGGUUGCAUCAGAUGAACUUUUGAUGGCAAUGAAAUGAAAGGAAAAAUGUUGUGUUGUGUUGACGUGCAUGGGAAAAAACAAAACAACAAAACAGAACAGAAAAAAAAAACAUUUGAAACAUCGUGUUUUGAUUUUUGAUGAUUUCAAGUUUAUCAAUACUUUUGUGACGUGGCAAAGUUUUCACCAAAGAUUUCACAAUUUCAAAUAUUUUGCCACGUUAGUUAUUUUUUUUAUCUGAAUGUGAGAUUUUUAUUUGAAAAUUGAGCCCGCCAAAAUUUAAGAAAUGCUCGAUUUUUUUAAUUCAGGAUAUCCGAGGAAAAACUACAGUACUUCUUUGAGUUGGAACUACAGUAAUCGGAAGGUGUUAUCCACUUUCAGAUAAUUAAGAAGACUUCCGAAACUGUGUACUAGAAUUUUUUAAAACUUUUAAAACCUACAGUAAUCCGUGCAGAAACUGUGACUCCAAAUUGCAUGUUUAGAAAUCUAGUAUAAUACUUUUUGCUUAGAUUUCUGUACAUAAUUUUUUUUGCUGAAAGAAACAGAAAAAUUUGAAGGUUUUGCAGUUCCAAAAAUCCACAGUAUCCUCUUGAAACAGUUCUCCAUUUUUCAAAAUCCAAAACCUCUCAAAAAUGUACAGUAACCCGUACCUUUCUAAAUUUCUUUCCUUGAAAUCACAAAACUCAAUUUUAAAUAUAAAAAAUCACAGUAUUUCAUUGAAAAUUUAUUACAAAAAUCAAAAAUCCAAAAAAAAUCAAUUAAAAAAAUUAUAAUUUAUCCCCAAUAAUUUCCAUAAGAAUACGAUGGAUAGCCAUAGGAUCCAUAAGAACCAUAGUUGUAGCCCGGAUAAUUUCCACCGUAUCCGUAUGAACUUCCGUAAGGCGCGUAAAAUUGACGUUUGAAGCGAAGAGCCUCGCUGCAAAUUUUUUCAAUUUUUAUUUUAAAAAUAUCAUCAAUAUAAAUGAACUCACCUGAGAGUCGCAAGAAUGCAGAAUACCAAGAAAAGUCGCAAAAUGAAAUUCAUUUUUUUUUCUUAUUCAAAAAAAUUGCCGAAAUUCUGUUUUUAUACAGGCAAAGUGCAUGUUUACGUCAAAGUUUCUUUAAUUGACAACACUUCAAAGGACAAUAACAAUUAUAGAAAUGAAAAGAAAAUCGUAGUAUGGAGUUUCUCCAACAAAAAUUAUAGAAAAAAUUAUAUUUGCGACUUGAUUGAGAACAUCCAAAAUAUUUGAUUUCAAGAGAACCCGGAAUAAUUCUCUUGCGGUCUUUAAUUUCAGCUCAAAAAGAUCUACUCAACGCAAAAUCAAUUCGUCGAAAAUCUACUGCAAUUGGCUCAAUUAAACAAUGGCACACAAUUACGUUAGUUCUAAUUAAUUAAUUAAUUAAAUAUCUAAAUAACUUCUUAAUUCUAAUCACAUAUAUAUUUUUUGCAGAACGCCGUGAUGAAUGGGAAAAAUUGGCACAAAUCCACAUGCAUAAUAUGUCUGAUCAAUUGUUUGUGGCAUUUGAGAAGUAUUUUUUGACGAGCACCGAGGUAUUUUUCUUCACUUUUUUUAUUGGAAAAAUAUAACAUACAUAAAAUAAAAGCAAUGUGUUCAUAUGAUUCCCAAGGGUCAUUUUUAUUUUUCGUUUCUUUUUCCAUGUUGAAUAACAACAACACUCCUGUCUGUUACAUAUGUAGAAGCUUUUGCAUUAUUAUUUUUAGUACAAUGAUAGUCUACAGUCUUUAUUUAUUUUUAAAUUUUGAAAAAUCAAGUUUUUCAAGAAAAUCGCUGAAACUAUGGCUACAAUUCCGAUUUUCAAAAAUUUCCAAUUUCUAGGUCAAACUCAACACAACCAAUGAAAUCUGGACAUUUUCUUCGUCGAUUUUCUUUGCAGUCACAGUCGUAACCACUAUAGGUUAGUUAACUCAACUCAAGAAUAAUCACCACAAAAAUAUAUAAUUUCAGGAUACGGAAACCCAGUUCCAGUAACCGAUAUCGGUCGAAUUGUUUGUAUUCUUUUCUCAUUAUUCGGAAUUCCCCUUACUUUGGUCACAAUUGCAGAUUUGGGUGAGUUGAAAGGGAACUUCUGAACAUGAGUUAUGAAUUCGGUACAAGGCGAUCUCGAGAUCAACGAAAUUAGUUUUGGUCUUGUGAUUUUUCGAUUUAAAAGUUGCCCAAAUGCACAAACUUUCAAAAAUCCCGGAAAUUUCCAGGUAAAUUCCUCUCUGAACACUUGGUUUGGCUGUAUGGUAAUUAUUUGAAAUUGAAACAUUUGAUUUGCACACGAAAUCGAAAAGAGCGUCGUGAACAUGUUUGUGAACAUUGUCAAUCACAUGGAAUUGGAAAUAAUAUGCAUAUUAUUGAAGAGCAACGGUAUAUAAUUUUAUCCCUAAUUAAAUAGGACUAAUUAAAUAAUUUCAGGAUUCCCGCGUUGCUAGUUCUUGCAAUUCUAAUAAUCUACACAGCGUUUGGCGGAUUGCUCAUGUCGAAAAUUGAAACUUGGUCAUUUUUCACAUCAUUUUACUGGUCUUUCAUCACUAUGACUACUGUAAGCUAAUUAAUUUCCAAGUUAAUUUGAAAAUAAAAAAAAUUUCAGGUCGGGUUUGGCGAUUUGAUGCCACGUCGUGAUGAAUACAUGUAUAUCAUAUUACUUUAUAUUAUUUUAGGUAAAUUAAUUUUGUAAAAAUUAAAAAAAAAACAGACAAUUUUUUUAGGACUUGCAAUAACUACAAUGUGUAUUGACUUGGUCGGUGUUCAGUAUAUUCGAAAGAUUCAUUAUUUCGGAAGGAAGAUUCAAGAUGCAAGAUCUGCAUUGGCUGUGGUUGGAGGAAAAGUAGGAUUUUGAAAUGUUUGAAGAAAAAUUAUCCAACUUCUAAUUUGAAAACGUGACCUCGUUUGAAAUACUCAUUUUCUGUUUGAUUUUGCAGGUCGUGCUAGUUUCCGAACUCUAUGCAAAUCUAAUGCAAAAACGAGCCCGAAAUAUGUCUCGCGAAGCAUUUAUCGUCGAAAAUCUCUACGUUUCCAAACACAUAAUACCAUUUAUUCCAACCGAUAUUCGAUGCAUCAAAUACAUCGAUUCAAAUGCGGAUGCUCAAGGCGGCGGAAAUCUAUCAACAUCUUCGUCGAUUCUCGAUUCGCAUAGUUGCCGAUUUUGUCAUUCGAGAUAUUCUAUUAAUCGAGCACUUCAAUAA